AUGAAUGGAGCGGCGGCGCUGCCUUCUCCUCCAUCCAGCCCCCUUUCACUUCGGUUUAAUCCCGUCGCCAGGCAGCUCCCGCCUCCCGAGCCUCGGAUUGGCUUCGUGCGGGCUCCUGCUCCGCCCUCUCGCGGUGACAUCGCCGCUGGCUGGAGGGCGAGCGCGCACAGAGCUGGGGAGGAGAAGGCGGAGAGGGGCGCGACGACGGACGCCUUUCCCCCAUCUCGGCUGGCGGCGGCGGCGGGGCCCGGAGGACCCGAGGGAGCCGCUGCCGCGCACUCAGCUCGCGAAAGCGGGACAGCCCCGGCGGAACCGCCACCGCAGAUCCCUCCAUGUAAGUAAGGAGGGCGUCUCGGGACUGCGCCGGCCGGGGACAGAUUGGAGACGGAUGAAUGGGCGGCUGGCGGCGUUGUCUGUCUCCCUGGCUGCAGCCGUGCGCCUUUCUCUGCCUGCUGCGCCCGCGUGCCUCUACCGCUCCUGAGCAUGCAUGCUCGCCCGGGUAGGGAGGUCGGCGUGGAUCUCGACCUGCGCCCCGUCAGAUCUGCGCUGUGUGAGCCUUGGCUGCCUGCAUUCGCCCGUGCGAUUUACUUCUCCUCCUUUUCCUUCCUCCUACGGGGAGCUGGCGUUGCGCGUGUGCCUUGCCUGCCUCUCACUCCGCAGCACAUCAUCUCGGCACUUGGCCGUUUCUCUGCACCUGCUUGAGGCUCCCAGUCCUCGGCAUGCUGGCCCGAGGGGGAGGAGUGUAAACACGCAUAGCAGGAUCAGCGUUGUGCAAUCCUCCCUCUCCCCCUCUCCAAAAGGGAUCUGCAUAAUCGCCUGUGCGAAUGUGUGCCCGGUGCGUGGAGAGGGUGUGUGAAUGGCUCGAACCUGUAUGAAUAGGUGCACAGGUGUGCCUGAGUCGCCGCGGCCAUUGUCUGCGCAACGCGCUGCACUUCUGCCUGCGUGUGAUUGUAUCUGACCCAUGCACAUACUUGCGCACUGUGCAUGCCUUGGAGCAGGAUGCCAUGUCUGGAAGGGCUGCGUAAAAAGUGGCACAUGCCUUUCUUUGCCUCUCUGCAGCUGGGGAGGAGAGACACGUUGCCAAAUAUGCCUGCCUCUGCCCUGGCUCUCUGUCUGUACAGAGAAAAAAGAUAAAUGAUGCAUGUCUGAGUGAAGAAAUGGGCAUAGAUCUUGCUCUUCCCUGUGCAUUGAUGUGCGCUUAUCUCCAAGCAAAUGUACAUGUGUCGAGCCAUGAUGAUGCUAAGCGUGUGGUUAUCACUGUCACCUGCCUGCAGCUGUCUGUGAUGUUAUGCAAUUGUUUUGUAGGCAUGAACCUGUCUCUAUCAGUAGGUCUAUUGUAGUUCUUCCAUGUGAAGGUACAAGUGCAUAUGUGAAGCUACCCGUGUGGCUGUCUCUUUGCCUACUUGUUGAAUGUAUUCGUUUCUGUUGGUGCCUGUUUCCGUGUAGCGGUUGUCCUCAUAUGGGUGAAUUUAGGAUCUUUCCAAAUGAUUCUAUAACGCUCUACCUUUGCAAAGCUCUAACCCAUGCAUAUGGACAGACAUACAUUAUAUAUAUAUAUAUAUAUAUAUAUAUAUAUAUAUAUAUAUAUCUCCUUUUAAUACCUGUUGUGGAAUGGUGUUGUGGAACAAGUGGGGGGGGGGCGACACUUGUUGUAAAAGGGAGAGCUGAGAAAGUGGGAAUUUUUAAAAUGAAUAUAUAAAAAAGACACAUACUACCAAUAAUAAGGGAGGGAAGCCCAUUUAGUCUCUUUGGGCAAGCCAGCCUUUUCCAUCCAAGUAUUGCUUCUUUUUUUACUCAUUUCCUCAAUAUUCAAAUCACACUACUUUGGGUGUUUGGUGAAAACAGGAUUCUUCCACUUUGUAGCAUUAUUAUGGAUAAUCUGUUGUAAUUGCACACUCAUCAUGGGCACUGAUUGGACUGUGCUGAUGUCGUGUUUUCUCCUUACACACACACACGCUCCCCCACCAUAUACCAUUUAAAAACUCCUCUCACCUUCCUUUUCUGGGGGCGAAAUAAUAAUUGCUUACCUGAGGUUUUUUUAAUACCAGCACAGAUGAUUCAUCCAGCGAGAUUAAAAAAUAAUAAGAAUCAGGCAGAUUUCCAGUUGCUCCAUUCCACUCGGUGCUUCCAUUCAUGGGCAGCCUGUUAGCCACUGCAGCAGCCUCCCUUUCUGCUUCCUCCGGAUACAGGCAAACAGCAGGAUGGCACUUUUGCAUUGUACCUCCCUGCAGUCACCCCUAUCCACCACACUCCUACCCCUAAAGGGGAACAUGCCGUCAGCAAUUUCUGCUGCAAACAAUUAGCACGAAUGCUGCAAUUGGUGGGCAAAUGGGGCACGUGAGGGGUGUGUGUGUGUUGGUCUAGAAUAUUGCAUUAUCACUGGCUCUGUGUGUAUCUGUGUAGAUGACCCCUAUGCCUGGUUCUGUAGAGGGGUGUGCGCCUAUCUGUUUACAUCCCUGCGAUGAUGGCAUUUGCCUUGGGUAGCGCUGAGUCUCUUCCUGCCUGCCUCUUCUGCGUAUGCAGCGCUCCAUUUACCAGAUACAAAGGUUUCGAUGGAGAGUUUAUUGACGUCUCUGGCCUUCCCCUGUCUGAAAAUACAGGGGGAUUUGAUGGGAAGCCCAAGACGUUGUUGAAUUACAACUCCGUUUUCACCCCGUUGUCCAUGUUUACUGUGGCUCAUGGAAGUGCAACAUCAUCUGCUGGGCCACAGGUUUCACAUCCCUGGGAUGGGGAUGCAGUAGAGUAGCUACAAGGGAAGCGGAGUCUGUAGUUCCAUAUUAAAGUCCUUGCGUUCUUCAAUCCCCUGCAACUCCAGUUUCUUUCUUUUUUUAAAAAUGUCAGGUAGUAGGGUCCCGCCUGAGACCUUACAGAGCGGCUGCCGUUCAGAGAAGCCAGGUCCUUGUCUCUUAACCUUGUAGCAGCUUGUAGGGUAUGAAUUUCCAGGCAGGCAGCAGCCGUGCUAGUCUGUUGGAGCAAAGCCAAACCCAGAGUCCUGUGACACCUUCAAGACUGGCACCUUUUCCAUCAGCUGUCGCUGCCCACCUGCCAUUUCUUCGUAUGCAAAGCUGUAUUUAGUUGCCUGCAGUGCUGUUUUGCUAGAAAAAGAGGUGCCGGAACUCACCACGAACUCCUCUCUUGUUCUCUUAUAGUGACAACCUCUCACCACCUGAGAUGUGCCAGAACUGAGUUCCGGUGAGUUCUGGCUGGGGGGAAAGAAGCCCUGGUUGUCUGGCUUGCCUUGUCUUUCUUACUUUACCUAAUGUAAAGCCUGAUGAAGCGGACUUUACUCCAUGGUCGUUUAUACCAUAAUAAAGCUUGUUAGUCUUUAAAGUGCUGCAAUACUCUUGCUUAAAGGUAACGGUUGGUCAACUGGCAGCCUGAGAUCCCAGUUUGUCCCCUCUGGCCCCCUGCAGCAAGAUCUCUGACCCAGUGGUGUCUCUUUGCAUUCCCUGGGCAUGUGUACUGUUUUCUCCUUAACCUCUUCCUCCCCAGAGUGAUCAACAGCAAAAUUGAAAAGCGCUCUCUCUCUCUCUCUCUCUCUCUCUCUCACACACACACACACACACAUGCGCACACACAUGCGCCCACACACACAGAGGUUUGAUCCAGAGAGUUGCAGGGUUAUCCCCUUCUUAUGCACCUCAACUGCUCUCUGUUAUGUGAAAGCCAAGAAGCGUGCAAAACAGUUGUAUGGUGGUACCUUGGGUUAAGUACUUAAUUCGUUCCGGAGGUCCGUUCUUAACCUGAAACUGUUCUUAACUUGAAGCACCACUUUAGCUAAUGGGGCCUCCUGCUGCCGCCGCACCGCUGGAGCACAAUUUCUGUUCUUAUCCUUAUUAUUCAGGUUAAGAAGCACUAUUUCUGGGUUAGCGGAGUCUGUAACCUGAAGCAUGUGUAACCUGAAGCGAAUGUAACAUGAGGUACCACUGUAAUUAACUAUCGUGCAGAAGGGGAGAACUCUCUUGCCGGUGCCUUGGCAUGGCAGGACCAGGUGAUUUAACACAUUACAUAUCCCUCACCCUAUCAGAGCAUCCUGGAUUUGCCUGCAUCCUAUGCAGGCUGCCUUCAAGCUGUCUCUGUUUUGCAGGAGGGAUUCAAACUCAUACCCAAAACUUAGGUUUGUGCAGUUAAAGCAAAGUAAACCACUGUUUCACCCUAGUACAACAAAUCCAUUUCCCCCAGACUUUUUGCACAUGGACACAAGCACAUGUUGGGAGAGACUGAGACAUUUCCACUGUGCAGUGGGAGUGGAACCAGUAUGUUGGUCCUUCAGCACUUGCUCAAGUCAACAUGGGACUAAUAAUAAUAAUAAUAAUAUGCUGACCAUGGAUGUAGGCUUCAACUCCAGGCAGUUUUGUGAAGAGGAAUCUGCAAUUAUACAACACUGACUCAUGAACACCAGACCCGGCCCUUCCAUGUUAAGCUCUGUAGGUGCUGUGCUUGGCUUGCGUUUCAGAGUUGCAUUUUGGCACUUAGCUAUCUCGGUUGGAUGAUUCCGCACUUAGGUUGCCUGCGGCGUAGUGCUGCUGUUUCUCCUGGUAGGAGGAAGUGUCAUUCGAUGGCAUCAUGUGUCAAUUCAUCUAAAUGCAGGCUGAUGUAAAAUGGGCUGUGAAUGUUGCCGUUUUUAACGAUAGCCGUGACGCAAAUAUUUCUGCCCAGGUGGGAGAAGCCUGGCUAUAUGAUGAAGAAAGAGAUUAGGAACGACUCACUAAAAUCACCCCUGACUAUUGACCAUGCUAGCUAGACCUGGUUGGGAGUUGCAGUCCAACAAGAACAUGUGGAAAAAAGUUCUGCAUCCCUGUUAUUAGAGGGCAGAGUCUCCCUCUGCAGUUUGGACAGCAUUGGUGUGGGUCUGGAUCUGGCUGGGAAGCAGUUAGAAUUGCUGGAUCAGACCAAUGUCCCAUGUAGCUCAGCAUUCUGUCGUCACAGUAGACAACUAGGUGCCCUUGUGAAGCCCCCGUGCAGGACAGGCGUGCAACAACAUUCUCCCCACUUGUGAACCCCAUCUUUGUUAUUCAGAGGCAUUUUGCCUCCAACAUAGCAGGUGGCGCUGUGGGUUAAACCACAGAGCCUAGGGCUUGCCGAUCAGAAGGUUGGCGGUUCAAAUCCCUGUGACGGGUUGAGCUCCCGUUGCUCGGUCCCUGCUCCUGCCCACCUAGCAGUUCGAAAGCACGUCAAAGUGUAAGUAGAUAAAUAGCUACCACUCUGGCGGGAAGGUAAACGGCGUUUCCGUGCACUGCUCUGGUUCACCAGAAGCGGCUUAGUCAUGCUGGCCACAUGACGUGGAAAAACUAUCUGCGGACAAACAUCGGCUCCCUCGGCCAGUAAAGUGAGAUGAGCGCACAACACCAGAGUCGUCCGCGACUGGACCUAUCUCUGAGUGGUGUGAGAUCCCCGGGGUUCCGGGCCUGCUUACUCAAGGUCCGUGUUUCUUUUUGGGAACGAGGCACAGCGGCGUCUACAGUGUCUUUAUGAUAUGAUGCAACCUGAUCCUACAACGCAGGGCCUCCCAGCAUCGACACUCCAAGAGAGUCUUGCUUCUCCCCUAGUGGUAGCCUUGGAUUCAAAAAGACACCAGCUGUGGUUCUCGGCAGCUUGCUGACUUUUACAGACUGCAACCUUUCCCCCCUAAGGCACCUCACAGCCAGUUCUGAAACUUUACUUUGAACUCUGCUUUGGCUUUCCGAAUGGCUCGUUACCUUUCCUUUGUUCUUCUUAAUGGCUCGUCUCCCAGGCAAUUUCCUGCCACGGGAAGCUGUCCUGGCUCAUAUUGUAAUACUUGCUAAAUCCAGUGUCUGGCAUCCAGUUUUAACACUCCAAGCAUUGAUUAAAUUCUAACAUUUACUGAAUCCAGGAAUUUAGGGUGUCCAGCACUCAAAAACUCCUAACAAUAUAUUUUGGAAAGUUGUUUCUCUGUGCAUUUGCACACCUCUUAAGAUAUUGUGGCUACAUUUGAAUGUAUUUCUUGUACACAUCGGUUUCAUGUAGAUACCUAUUUGAACCUUUGGAGGGCUUAUAUUAACAUAUAUGUUUAACUAAGGAUGGCCGCACUUACGGUUAUUGCAUGCUUAAUGUGAGCUGAUGGUUUUUUGUUGUUCAUAUAUUAUUUAUUUUUCUUUCUCUCAUUUAUUUAUUUAUUUCUUCUGCUUCUCUCUCUCUCUCGGCCCCCCCCCCCCCCAGUUUGUUAAAUUUUCAAAUAACAAAGGGUAUCUUAAUCAAAUUUUCCACGGUGGUUCCUGGGAUCAAGGAGCAGUUUUUUGGCCUGGAAUUGGAUACAGUUGGAUACCAUUUUGUCCUAAGAUGGCAGACUGAACCUUUCAAAAACUGCACUGCUUUUAACAAUUGAUUUCAAAACUUCACUGGUUUUGUUGUUUGUUUGUUUGUUAGAAUUCCUUAGCACUUCCAUCAACGAACAUAAUGGAUGCAGCUCCAUCAAUGAACAGCUGACCUGAUUGUAGGUAGUGUGGAAAGGCAGUGACUCCAAUCCUUGAAGUUCGCAGGCAGUUAUAUCAGUUGUGCCGACUACCAGGAGCAUGUGGGCACAUUUAAAACUAGUGCGCCAGCUCCGCCUGUUCCUGGAGAUGUCUGCUCUGGCCAUGGUGACAGUUACACCCUGUUUGGAUUUAUGACACAAGAGAGGGCCUUCUUGGCAACUGCUUUCCGAUUGUGCAAUGCCCUUCUAUGACAGGAUAACCUGGCUCUCUCUCUCUCUCUCUCUCUCUCUCUCUCUCUCUCUCUCUGCUGUCCUUUUCCUGGCAGGGAAAUACUCUUUUUCUUUUCUUGUUCCGAAGGCCUUUCGGCCACUAAUUGUCUGUUGUGGUAGGGUCUUCAGAGGCGCGUGGUGUUAUACUUUUAUUUUUCUUAAGUGUUCUCAGUGCUUUUAAAUAGGGUUACUUAUUCAAUUGCUUCCUAGUAUUCAUAUUUCUUGUAUAUGUUCUUAGUUAUAUCUGUUUUCAUUUAUUUCGUGAGCUGCCUUGGGUCCUCUUGCCUCUUUAACACCUGUGUUGUCCACCCAGAGCCAGACAACAUAUUAAAGAAAGACUCAUGGUACAGACCCCCUGAAGUGGUACAGUGGAACCUCGGUUGUCGAAUGUAAUCCAUUCUGGAAGACCCUUCAACUUCCAAAAUGUUCGACAACUGAGGCGCAAUGGGUGGUCAGAAAAUUCAGUUGAGAAAAUUGAGAAACGUGCCUCAGAAGCCGUUCGAUUUCUGAGGUGCGUUUGAAAACAGAAGCAAUUACAGUGGUACCUCAGGUUACAGGUGCUUCAGGUUACAGACUCCACUAACUCAGAAAUAGUACCUCGGGUUAAGAACUUUGCUUCAGGGUGAGAACAGAAAUCGCACGGCGGUGGCACAGCGGCAGCGGGAGGCCCCAUUAGCUAAAGUGGUGUCUCAGGUUAAAACAGUUUCAGGCUAAGAACGGAUCUCCAGAACAAAUUAAGUUCUUAACCUGAGGUACCACUGUACUUCCAGGUUUUUGGCGUUCGAAAACCAAAACGUUCGGCUUCCGAGAUGCUUGAAAACCGAGGUUUCACUGUACCAGUUCAGAAUUGCAUGUUUUGAAUGCUUCCCUGUGCUUUUAACAAACCUUUCUUCCCCCCCUUGUGGAAAGAUAACAUAGCACAGCCUUCACCAACCUAGUGCCUUCCAGAAAGAUGUUUUGGACUACCACUUGCAUCAACCCCAGCAUCGUAUGACAAGAGUGGCCCAAGAACAGGCCUGCUGACAUCAGGCCAAGUGGUCCAUCUAUUCCAGCAUCUUGUUCUCCCAACCUCUGGGAAGCCAACAAGCAAGACCUGAGCACAAGCGCCCCUUCCCCUCUUACUGUUUUCAGCAACUGAUAUUCAGAGACUCUGACAAUUGGAGAAGGAUAAAGUAGCGUCACCUUCCCUCUCAAUCCCUAACAUGCCAACUUUCCCAGGGAGGGAGAGAAGACCUAAACCGGGAAGAGAACAGGGGUACAAAUGUUCUCUUAAAAAAAUAAGAGGACGAACAUCCUAACCCCAUUUGACUGGGUGAAUGCUACAGAAAUAAGAUUUGACUUCCUCCCCCCGAUGUGCUUCUGUCUGCUACAGUGAGCAGAGCUGUUUUCACUUCAGAAAACAGAGCCAAGAGGAACUUCAGGUGGCCUCACAUGACUCGGGUGAAUGUGGCCUUCCUUUGGAGGAAGGGAACAGCAUUACGUAAUUCUCUUCUUAAAAUGUUUGUUAACGGUAGAUCACAUCCAGCGUUAAAUCAUACUUUGAGUAGGCGUUUGGGAAUGAGUGGGUAUGACUAAUUUAGGUCCAUUAAUUUCAGUAGGCUUCCUCCGAGUACAACGUAGGCUGCAUUAUCCACUAUAUUUUUUAGAGCACAUUCAAAGCACAUUCUUUCCCCUCGAAGAAUUAUGGGUACUGUAGUUUGUUAAGGGCAGCUGGGAAUUGUAACCCUGUGAGGGGUAAAUGACAGUGCCCAGAAUUCUCUGAGGUAAAGACUGUACCUUAAAUGUGCUUUUAAGGUAUUAGUGUGUACACAGCCUCAGUUGGCUGCAACCCAGUAGAUUUUAUUGUGUUUUGACUGAUAACCUAGAUCUCCUCCAGGCAACAUGUUUGUUGAGUAUUAAUCCUGUUUUGCUUGUGCGAAGCAGACAUUAGAAAAUGCCCAGUCUUUAUUGAACUGAUUUGUUUGCAGGGAUCCAUUUUCACCUUGAAUUGCUUGUGCGGCUUCCCAUUAAUGUCUUUCCCAUCACUUUCCUAACAGCAAAAAAGGCCAAUCUUUAACAAGUGAGUUUAUUGCGCCAGAGUCAUGGAACGUUUUAGUCCGCUUCAAGUGCGCAAACCCAAGUGCCUGAUGUGAUGGAAAUCCCACCCUGAAAAGACUGACGUUCUGGAGGCAGCCCUUGUCUUCAGCAUCAGGCAUAAGGAGCAGAAGUGAAUCAGAGGCCUUGUCCACACUUCCUCCUCCGCUCCCACUGUUUUCCCUCAGAGAAAGCUGCUCUUUAGCACUCAGUCAGAGCAAAUGGCAAUUCGGGUUUUCUCCGGAUUGACGUUUGCUCCGAUUUAGCACUAAAUGAUGGGUUUUCUGUGGGAAAGGUGCGGGCGGAAGCGGAAAACCACUCAGGGCACAGGGCAAGUGGGAAUGUGGAUGAGCCCAGAGUAAGUCUUUCAAGUGAAAUGGACAUACUCCUGCUUAGCCUUUCCGGAAACCUCCAAAUGCUGCUCGCUUUAAAGUUGAACACGGUAGCUCACAUCGCAGCACGAAGGCUAGGCCCUAAGUCAGCCAUUGCCAACUUAGAUGUUGGCUGAGGAGAAGUUGCACUCCAUAUCAUAUCUAGAGGGCAUGAGGUUGGAGAAGGCUGCUUUGAGGGUGUGUGUGUUUGUGUGUUGCGCAUGAGUGUGCAAAAGUAGGGGCAAGCCUGGCCCCUUGGGAGAUGGAGGUUGAGGCAGAGGCAGAGGAAGGAGCUGUGUUUUCGGUGUUGCAGGAGCUACAGCUGUUGUCAUGGCGACAGCCGCAAUGUUACCAAACAGGCUUAAAAGCCUGAGCAAUAUGCUGAAGGGCACAAAAGUGAAGAGGAAUUGGGAAGAGGGAGGGCGAGAUGAGCUGAAGCGAAAGAAGCCCUUGUGUCUGGCCACUGUACCCCACCCCACCCCACUGCCCCCUCCUUGAAAGACUUUGCCAGGGGGAGCCAAUAUGGUGCCUCUCUCAAGAUGUUGCUGGAUUAUCAACUCCCAUCAGCCCUAGAGCCAGCAAGGCCCAGGGUCAGUGAUGAUGAGAACUGGAGACCAGAGACAUCCAGAGGGAGGGCACUACGUUGCAGACCCUUGGGCUAAGCCUUGGGGGGGGGGGACUCUAUAAUCUGAAUUCUGAGGUCCCUUUGUAAACCAGCUAAUUUUAAAAUGAGCUGCUUCACCAAAGAUGAUAUAGCAGCCUUCCUGGACAUUGGUGACCUCCAGAUGUUUUAGACUGCAUCAGUCCUGAGCACCAGCAAUGGUUUCUGGGGCUGACAGAAAACGGUAGGCCGAAACAUCUGGCUGGGGAAGGCUGUGGUACAUCUUGGGUUCUGGAUCCCAGUUUUGUUGAUGCUGAGCAGCUGAACAGUGUGAGAGCCUUCUGCCGGAGGGAGGCAGGUGAACUCUCUUCCUUCAUAUGCAUGGGAUGAGCAGAACCAAACUGAAUAUGUAACACUCCUGCAACACUCACGUUGGCCUCGUUUGCUCUCCUCCUAGGCAGUGCUAAGCUCCAGGAAGAUUCAGUAAACACACGAGACGUAACCGGCUGUGUUCUUAGAUAAAUAAGGUAUACUAUUCAUGUAUCAAAUCAUAAAUUUCAACGGAAGUAACUCAUAAAGUUCAACAAACGAACAAAGCAGAAGACCCAGUCAAUCAGAUCAUUCUCUAGUCAGUUCAUGCAUAAGGUCUAUCCGUGUAAUACAGUGGUACCUCGGGUUACAUAUGCUUCAGGUUACAGACUCCGCUAACCCAGAAAUAGUACCUCGGGUUAAGAACUUUGCUUCAGGAUGAGAACAGAAAUCAUGCUCCGGCGGCGUGGCAGCAGCAGGAGGCCCCAUUAGCUAAAGUGGUGCUUCAGGUUAAGAACCGUUUCAGGUUAAGAACGGACCUCCGGAAUGAAUUAAGUACUUAACCUGAGGUACCACUGUAGUGUCUAUUCCACCUGUCUGUUCAUAAGGUCCAAACAAUCCACAUGAAAGGUUGUAGCAGUUCCACAGAAUCCUUUCACAGAGUCUAAGACAAGGAUUUCCGGAAUAUAGGCCUUGUUUCGCCGUCCUGGGCUUCAUCAGUAGCUCAUAUGUGCUAUUACAGGACAGUGGAUCUUAUGGCAUAGUAGUAGCUACUACUGCUUUGCGGUCCUGUUCUAAUGCCGAUAUCCCUGUUCUUCCUCUCUAGGCCCUGAGUUUGCUCCACCUGCCUGCCCCUCUGCUCUGGGACAGCUGGGCAUAGGGCAGCCCAGAGGUUCAGCCCAAUAA
Messenger RNA from Podarcis lilfordi (Lilford's wall lizard), 10963 nucleotides. The record is from the annotation of a GenBank genome assembly. Lineage: Eukaryota; Metazoa; Chordata; Lepidosauria; Squamata; Lacertidae.